UUGGCGCCCCCCUGCUCUGUUCAGCCUAUAUAAGGCUCGCCGUCUCCGCUCCCGGUACACGCGCCUCAACUUCGGUUGGUGUGUGUCGAAGAAACCUGACCACGACCUGGGAAGAGCGGAGAAGGUCCACCGAGCCUCCGAGAGGUCCGCUGAGCGGGCUCGCGUCCGGAUCCACUCCGGGCUGCGGAGCACCCAGUGGACCCCACGCCUGGCUCAGGUGUGGGACCUCGUCCAUCCUGCCUUCGCAGAGGAGUCCUCGCGUGGUGAGUAUGCGAAAUAAGCGGGUUUUGAGAACAAAGAGAAGAAGGGGUGGAAGAGGGGGCCAGGAUCCAGGCCUCCACCCCCAAAGAAGUGAAGUUGCAGCUGGGAGGUCUCCUCCCACCCCGAUCAUCACCACCAUGGGUCCCGCCGACUGCCCUCCUCCUCCUCCUCCCCCUCCCCCCCACAACAACAACAACAACAAGCCCUGCGGCCAUAACAGCUCCUGCAUGCCCAACAUGACCGAACGCAGGAGGGAUGAGCUCUCUGAGGAGAUCAACAACUUAAGAGACAAGGUCAUCAGGCAGUCCGAGGAAAACAACAACCUGCAGAGCCAGGUGCAGAAGCUCACAGAGGAGAACAGCACCCUUCGCGAGCAAGUGGAGGAAGAAGCGCCCAUCCCUGAGGAAGAAGAUGAUGACCUUGAGCUCCAGGGAGCUGCAGCUGCUGCCCCCCCACCCCCUCCGAUUGAGGAAGAGAGCCCAGAAGACCUUCCUGAGAAGUUCGACGGCAACCCAGACAUGCUCGCUCCUUUCAUGACCCAGUGCCAGAUCUUCAUGGAGAAGAGUACUAGAGAUUUCUCAGUUGACCGUGUCCGUGUCUGCUUCGUGACAAGCAUGAUGACCGGCCGUGCUGCCCGCUGGGCCUCAGCCAAGCUGGAGCGAUCCCACUACCUGAUGCACAACUACCCAGCCUUCAUGAUGGAGAUGAAGCACGUCUUUGAAGACCCCCAGAGGCGAGAGGUUGCCAAACGCAAGAUCCGACGUCUGCGCCAAGGCAUGGGAUCCGUCGUCGACUACGCCAACGCUUUCCAGAUGAUUGCCCAGGACCUGGAUUGGAACGAGCCUGCUCUGAUUGACCAGUUCCACGAGGGCCUCAACGACCGCAUUCAGGAGGAGCUGACCCAAGUCGAGGUCCCCAACACGCUGUGCGGCGUGAUCGGCCUGUGCAUCCACCUUGAGAGAAGGCUGGCCAGGGCCGCCGCCGCCGCCGCCGCUGCCGCCGCCGCCGCCGCUCGCAAGCCACGCUCCCCGCCCCGGGCCACUGCGGCCCAGCAGCAGGCCCAGCACCACCCCCAGGUCGACCCCACUGAGCCCGUGGGAGGAGCCCGCAUGCGCCUGACCCAGGAAGAGAAAGAAAGACGCCGAAAGCUGAACCUGUGCCUCUACUGCGGAAAUGGAGGUCACUACGCCGACAACUGUCCUGCCAAGGCCUCAAAAUCUUCAGGCGGGAAACUCCCCGGCCCCGCUGUAGAGGGACCUUCAGCGACCGGGCCAGAAAUAAUAAGGUCCCCACAAGAUGAUGCUGUCUCUUCUCCGCACUUGCAAGUGAUGCUCCAGAUUCAUCUUCCUGGCAGACACACCCUGUUCGUCCGAGCCAUGAUUGAUUCUGGUGCUUCUGGCAACUUCAUUGAUCACGAAUACGUCGCUCAAAAUGGAAUUCCUAUAAGAGUCAAGGACUGGCCAAUACUCGUGGAAGCAAUUGACGGGCGCCCCAUAGCGUCGGGCCCAGUUGUCCACGAAACCCACGACCUGAUAGUUGACCUGGCAGACCACCGUGAGGUGAUCUCAUUUGAUGUGACCCAGUCUCCGUUCUUCCCCAUCGUCCUAGGGGUUCGCUGGCUGAGCACACAUGACCCCAACAUCACAUGGAGCACUCGAUCUAUCGUCUUUGAUUCCGAAUAUUGCCGUUACCACUGCCAGAUGUAUUCUCCAAUACCUCCUUCCCUGCCUCCAUCACCACAGCCGUCACUUUACUAUCCAGUAGACGGAUACAGAGUUUACCAACCAGUGAGGUAUUACUACGUCCAGAAUGUGUACACUCCAGUAGAUGAGCAUGUCUACCCAGAUCACCGUCUGGUUGACCCUAACAUCGAGAUGAUACCUGGAGCACACAGUAUUCCAAGUGGACAUGUGUACUCACUGUCUGAACCCGAAAUGGCAGCUCUCCGAGAUUUCGUGGCAAGAAAUGUAAAAGAUGGCCUCAUUACUCCAACGAUUGCACCUAAUGGAGCACAAGUUCUCCAGGUGAAGAGGGGGUGGAAACUGCAAGUUUCCUACGAUUGCAGAGCUCCAAACAAUUUCACUAUCCAGAAUCAGUAUCCUCGUCUAUCUAUUCCAAACUUAGAAGACCAAGCUCACCUGGCAACUUACACUGAAUUUGUACCUCAAGUACCUGGAUACCAAACAUAUCCUGCGUACACCACGUACCCGACCUACCCAGUGGGAUUCGCCUGGUACCCAGUGGGACGAGAUGGACAAGGAAGAUCUCUCUACGUACCUGUCAUGAUCACUUGGAAUCCACACUGGUACCGCCAGCCUCCGGUGCCACAGUACCCGCCGCCGCAGCCGCCGCCGCCGCCGCCGCCGCCGCCCCCACCUCCGUCCUACAGUACCAUGUGAAUGCCUGUCAUGUCCUUCAGGAUCUCUGCCCUCACAAUUGAUUCCUGUUCAGCUUCUCAAUCAGUGACUGUGUGCUCAGUUAGGCUGCUGAAUCUUCAGGGCCACCCUGGACUGGCACACAUCAGAUUCACCAACAAUUAUCAAGUUUACUUUCCAGCCUGCCAAUCCUGGAAGCUUGAAAGCUCUGUCACCAGGUAAAUUAUAGGCUGCCAAAUUCCUCGUUUAACAUUUACAGAGAAGCUGAUGCAAACACAGGAAAUGCUGAUUUCUUUAUGGAGGGGGAGAAAAAGAGGAGGAGGACAUGACUUUUCUUGCAGCUUCGGUACCCUCACUGGAGGACCGAAGCCUUACAAAGGAAGCCACAGUACUGGUGCAGUGUGGAAAGGCUUCCGUGAUCUUCUUGCUGCACCCUUAAAACUUCACCAUCUUCAAACUCCAUUUGCAUGGUUCCCUUAACUCUCAAGGAGCAGCAACUCGACUAGUUCUCCCAGAAGCAGGCAAAAAGAAGCUGACACGAAACACCUCAGGCCUGAAGAGGAAUCAGAGCACUGGACACUGCCUUGAGGAUACAGGUUUCCUUCGCCAGCGCAUUCAGUGGGAUGGCCUGAUGGUAACCACUUCAGAAGAAUGGGAUGACUCAACACAAGAGUUGUCUUCAGUCCAGUGACACGUCUGGUGUCUCCUGGACGCUUUGUGCUAACCUGGGACUGCCUGACUUCCUUUCACCUAGUCCCUUGCUACUACCUUGAACUGUCUGUCUAACCUCUCUCUUUCUUUUAAUUCUUUACUACUGCCAUUAACCCUGCUGCAGGAUGUGUGUCAUCUUCCUGCCUGAUUGCUGAGACUCCAUUUUUGCUGCCAUGCACGGAGACGAGAGGCAGGCUUCAAUUGCCAAAACAUGGUUUGAGCAGUAGAAAACAACAUGGUUUUAUUUCAGAUUGUCUGUCAUGAAGAGGAGUCUGAUGGUGAAGUUUCAUUUUUCAUCAGCAUCAUCUUUCACAUACUCUUUAUCACCCACUCUUAUUCUUGCAUGUUUAAAUACUUUAAAACUUUUAGCUGUGGUAGUGUCCUUUAACAGUGUUUUAAAGUGAUGACUAUGCUUUCAAAAAUUUCCAUUGAAUUACAAAUUCUUAUUGUUAAACUAAGUAAAAGUGAUAGUGUAAGAUACUUCUCUACUGUGAACUUCUUACAAGACUGUGAAUGAGAUGCUCUUCAGAACUGGAGUAUUUGUAAAGUUUAUCCUAUUCACCUUCAAUUUGGACAUCACAUAAUUUUACUUCGAUCAAUUGGGCCUUUAAAAUUACACAAAAUGAUAAUUUCAAAGAAGAAACCUAAUUGGCUAUCAAUUUAAUACAAAACAACACUUUUUCUUCAAUGGAAUCAGAAAGCUUGUCAAUCACUCAUGUUUUUGAGUAAUUUUAAAAUGGUGCAUUUGUGCUUCUGGACUAUUUUGAAGCGUCAUUUCAGUUUACCUCAUAUCAAUUCAUCCUCCAUACAUUUGAAUUUAUGGUUGUCAGUUGAUCUUCAAGCUGCAGAGUGCCUAGAAAUGGGCAUGAUCUGCAGCCCCCGCAUGGGCACACGGACAUUUGCCAGCACUGCAAGCAAAAGUCUGGAGCAGUUGGCCAACGACAGGAACAGUCAGGGAGAGCAUGCUGAUGUGGGUUAACAACUCACAAAGUCCCUGACACAUUGACUGUUACUGAAGCUUGUGAUUAACUUUUUGGCAGUGUGUGCUAUGCUCUAUUGCUAUAUGUGCUAUCUAUAAAUGUUAGAUGUUAAGGAUAAGUAAUUUUAAAUAUAUUAUUCUAUAGUAUUAAAGUUUGGCUAAGUUUCCUUUGGCUAAGUUUCCUUUAGCUAAGUUUCCUUUGACUAAGUUUCCUUUGCUAAGUUUCCUUUGGCUAAGUUUCCUUUCACUUUAAUUGAUUUAUUUCAAUGCUGUUGAUCAAACUUUUAAUUGAAUCCUUUAAAAUUUUUGUGGCGUUUUCCACCAGAAAUGCCUUGAUUCAUAAGAAAGGAAAAAGCAAGGGAAUUUGAUGUCUGAAGAGUUAGAAAGGGAGCUUGAAACAAACUGACAAGAUUACUUAAUUGAUUUUGGCCAAAAUUUGCAUUGUUAAUUAAGUAAGAUGAACAUCUAAGAGCUCCUAUUGUUAGGCAAGAGAGAACUGGCUAAAGUCAUUAUGUUAGGAUAUUGAAACAGAAAGUUCACAUACAUUUCAGAAGGGUCAAUUUAGUAUGAACAAUGAGGUAUUUGUCUUAGAUGCUGGAAAAAGGAGAAUUAGUUUGAUUAAAUCAUGUGAAGUAUUACAGGUAACUUAUAGGUGCACAAAAUAAGAGGGGCACAUCUAUAUGGUGCAGUUUGGAAUUCUGUUUGAGUUUGCAGGUACCUCUUGGACUCCUGAAUUGAUCCAGUUGUCAUCCACCACAGACAUCUCAUAUCAGAUGCAGUUGCAAGAUUGACAACAGAGAAUACCCCGCUGGAAAAAGACCUGGGUGAAAUGAAGGACCACCUACAGAAAUGAAGAGCCCAGAGGGAAUCAUGCUACAUUUUCAUCUAAAGAGAGAACACUUAUUUGAUGGGACUGAAAGUUCUUUGUUGUUUCAGAUUGUAGAAUGCUGUUGAAUUGGUCUGUGGAAAAUCGCAUUGUUUUUAUUUCUUUAUGUAAUCACUUUAAGUAAUAGGGGAUAUAUGUAAUCAUAAAUAUUUUGGGGUGGGAGGGACUAUUAAUCUUAAGUGGGUGGGUUAUUUAGAAAGUUAGAAUGAUAUUAUGUAUUAGCUAUCUCUAUAAGUGGACAUGUGUACUUACUUAUGACCUUUUAUCCUGUAACUGCUUCCCUUAAAGAUUCCAAAUAAACAUGGGGGGAACUGCAGGGAGAACAAUCUAUUUAGAGUGAAUUGGACAUGGAUAAAACCCUAGUGGGAGAAAGUUCAAAGGUGAUUGGAUUAAUAAUUUAAUAGAGCCCCUAGAUUGAUGGAUAGACAUCUGGAAUGUAAUUGAUCAUCAUGGAUGGUAAAUAUUCAUGGAAGUUUUAGGAAAGUGAUGAAUAAACACCCCUGCCAGAACCCCUCCCCCUCCCCGCCUCCUCUCCUUACCCCUGCCACUCCCUACCCCACCCCUUCUUCAAACUAUAUUGCUGUAUUCUCUUUACUCUGUAUUUCUCUCUAUUUACUAAUAUUGUAUUGCUAUUAUAAUAAAAAUUCAAUAAAGAUUUAGUGGUUAAGUGCAAA
This is a messenger RNA of Microcebus murinus (gray mouse lemur), 5886 nucleotides long. NCBI's taxonomy places the organism in Eukaryota, Metazoa, Chordata, Mammalia, Primates, Cheirogaleidae. The record is from RefSeq and is a predicted model, not a curated record.